UAUAAACUUUUUCCUUGUUAAAUAUGCAAAUCUCCAUUUUGGAGGGAGGACUUACAAAACCUUACCAUUAAAAUAUUUUUCAAUGUCCGUGGGAGUCAUCGUAUUCACAGUAACUUACAGUGUACACGGUCCAUGGCGCGAUAAAACCAAACCACAUCAGUCACAUUUCUAGGGUUUCAACUGCUACUGCUUGUACCAGGUUGGAUAUUUGAAAACAGUGAGCAGUGUUUUCUUUGCGCUGGGAAAAUGGCCGUGGAGGAAGAUGAGGAACAAGAAUUUGUGCCUGAGAAGAAGAAAAUUUCUAAAGAGGAAGAAAGAAGGAAAAAAAAUAUGCCUCUUGGUGGUCUCAUGAAAGCUAUUAUAAGACCAGGUGGGGGUUUAGAGAGACCAAAAGAUGGUGAUCAGGUUAUUUUUCAUUGCACUACAAGGACAUUGAAUGGAGUUAUUGUGGAUUCCACAAGAUUGGAACUUGGAGGAAAGGGUAGACCGAUAAAAUUGGUGUUGGGCAAGAGCAAAAUGAUACUUGGAUGGUCUGAAGGAAUUCCUACCAUUCUAAAGGGAGAAGUGGCUAUGUUGAAGGUGAAACCAGAGCUACACUAUGGAGAGGCCGAUUGUCCAGUUGUUGUUGCUGAGAACUUUCCUAAACAUGAAGAACUUCAUUUUGAGAUUGAGCUUAUAGAUUUUUUCAAAGUCAAGGUUGUCAGCAAGGAUUUGGGAGUUAUUAAGAGGAUAUUAGUAGAAGGACAAGGCUGGGAAUCACCAAGGGAUCCAUAUGAAAUAAAAUCAUGGAUUACGGCAAGGGCCUUUGAUGGUGAAAUUCUUCUGUCCCACGUGCAAGGAGAACCGUUUCAUUUUACUUUUGGAAAGAAUGAGGUACCUAAAGGAUUAGAGCUAGGAAUGGGGACAAUGACACGAGGAGAGAAGGCGGUGAUAUAUGUCACCAAUCCUUAUUUAACUGAUUCUUCUUUACUUCCAAAAGUACAAGGUCAUGAAGAGGUCCAGUUUGAAGUAGAAAUGGUCCAAAUUAUUCAGGUCCGAGACAUGCUUGGUGAUGGUCGCCUCAUAAAGCGUCGCAUUCGAGAUGGAAAAGGUGAAUUCCCGAUGGAUUGUCCCCUUCAUGAUAGCCUAUUACGUGUACAUUAUAGGGGCAUGCUUCUUGAUGAAGAGAGGACAAUAUUCUACGAUACAAGAGUCAAAAAUGAUGGCCAGCCUUUGGAGUUCAGCUCAGGAGAAGGCCUUGUACCUGAAGGAUUUGAAAUGUGUGUUCGACUUAUGCUGUCUGGAGAACUAGCAGUUGUAACAUGCCCACCAGAUUUUGCAUAUGAUAAGUUUCCAAGACCUGAUAAUGUUCCAGAAGGUGCUCAUGUUCAGUGGGAAAUUGAGCUGCUUGAUUUUGAGAAACCAAAGGACUGGACAGGUUUAAGCUUCAAUGAGAUCAUGGAUGAUGCAGAAAAGAUUAAGGUUACGGGGAACAGGCUUUUUAAAGAAGGAAAAUAUGAACUUGCAAAGGCCAAGUAUGAGAAGGUACUUCGGGAAUUUAAUCAUGUUAACCCACAAGAUGAUGAGGAAGGGAAAAUUUUCGUAAGCACAAGAAACUCACUCCAUCUAAAUGUGGCGGCAUGCCUUCAGAAAAUGGGAGAAUACAGGAAAUCUAUCGAAACAUGUAACAAGGUAUUGGAUGUUAGUCCUGCGCAUGUGAAAGCUCUCUAUCGCCGUGGCAUUGCAUACACAUCAGUUGGAGAUUUUGAUGAAGCACGGGAUGACUUUAACACGAUGAUAAAAGUCGACAAAUCCUCAGAAGCUGAUGCAACUGCUGCACUGCAAAAACUAAAGUUAAAGGAACAGGAAGUCCAAAUUAAGUCCCGGAAACAAUUCAAGGGCCUCUUUGAUAAGAAGCCAGGAGAAAUCUCAGAUGUUGGAGGUGAAACAAAAGACGAAAUCCAAAAAGAGGAAAUCCACGAAGAAGAAACUGAAAAUCCAGAUAAGCAAGAAAGCCUUCAAGAUGAGGGGGAGUCAGAAGAAGAUAGAAGAGAACCCAACCGUCCUCGUCUUGGGUUUUUUGCUCGGUACUGGCCUUUGAGAACCAGGACGCUCAGCUCUCUAAGACUGGGAAAAUGUUCUAUCCUUUAGAUUGAGAUAUUGUAUCUUGAAAUGUAUUAUUUUCAAGGUUAAACCACAUAUUGGCAUGCAUUUUUGUUUAAGGUAACUGGUGACCUAAACGUGUCUCAUUCAUGAAGCCAUAACCUUUGCAUGUGUAACAGUACCAACUUUUGCAUUUGUCCACUUAAUAUUUUGGACAAAGUUUUUAGGGUAAAGAUGAGGCCAUCUGCAAUUGGGAAAAGGCUAUGAUGAUGAUGAAGAAACCAUCUGCAUGUGGAAGUUCACCUUUGAUAUGAACUGCCUUAAGGCGUCUGUGCCUGCACCUUGUUUUGAGUGCAAGUUCUUGCAAAGUUACAUUAUGGUGAUGUUUAUCUGUUUUUAUGUUUUUUUUUUCUCUUUUCCUUUGUUUGGAAGUGUAAUGAAAGUGUCACUAUUUUAUGGCUGUAGCUUGGGCAGGGCUGUGGCUCUAUUACAUUGGGUAUAUUGUGCUUCACAACCCCAUUGGAAAUUGCAGUUCCAGCGAAACCCUAUUGAUGGUUUGUAAUUUUAUUUUUUCGAGGUCAAGAUGAUCGGUUUGCAGGUUU
This is a messenger RNA of Amborella trichopoda, 2684 nucleotides long. It is a transcript of the gene PAS1, whose product is annotated as FKBP-type peptidyl-prolyl cis-trans isomerase family protein. Lineage: Eukaryota; Viridiplantae; Streptophyta; Magnoliopsida; Amborellales; Amborellaceae. Gene Ontology annotation, molecular function: peptidyl-prolyl cis-trans isomerase activity; protein binding. The record is from RefSeq and is a predicted model, not a curated record.